Molecule: messenger RNA, 1201 nt
Organism: Caenorhabditis elegans
Lineage: Eukaryota; Metazoa; Nematoda; Chromadorea; Rhabditida; Rhabditidae
Gene: T09A5.4
Exons: 7
Coding region: 180-1073 (297 amino acids)
Source: RefSeq, marked reviewed
AAUAUAUUCUUUUCAAACCUGGAUAUCCUUUCUUUUUCUUUUUAGUGCAAUCCUUUUCCGAAUUCUUUCGACUUGGGAUACCAUUACUUCGUACAUUUUCAAAAUUGUGACCAAUAUAUUAGCUAGUUCGGAUCCUGAAAUAGAACAACUACACCAGCAAUAUCAUAGAUUAAUUUGAAAUGGCUGAAUCAAAAGCAAAAAAUAUGUUUCAAAAAUUAUCAUUGACUCCAAAAAGAAACCACGAGCAUGAUGCAGGAAGGAAUAUUGAGACCGAAGAGGAACUUCUUCAAAAACUGAAACGCUUAAAACUUGAUAAUGAUUAUUUGCAUAUGUGGCUGUCGUACGAAAAAUUAGCAACAAUUGUUGAAAAUCGAAGUACGGAUAAGACUCGGAAACCAGAAUACGGAAAACUGAUAUUCUACUAUCAAGGUGCUGCGCAUGCAUUAGUUAGUAUAUGGAAAAGAGAUUCCGAUCUACCGUUUGAGCAAUAUAUAAGUGGAGACAUUGCUCGUUUAUUCAACAAAGCACUCGAUGUGGCAAUUAGACACAUGGAUCCAACAGUUGUUCAUACUAUUGCUCGUGACGGUGGAGUUGCUCUUAUGAGCAUUGAUAAGCCUAUUGAGGCACGGGAUGUCUUGGUUAGAGGGGAAAACCAUCUUGUCGCAGUUCCGGCUGAUGGUCAACUGGAUUUUCUGGAGCGUCUCAUUGUACUUUAUUACAUUAUGGAUUCGAUUUUGAUAGAAGAGAGAUGGAAUGAGUAUAUGGUUUAUACUGAUAAAGUUUGGAUGAUGACAAUGAAAGAAGAUAAGAGAUGUCCUUUAUUGGAGAAUAUUAUCAAGGAAGUGGAACAAGUAGCUGUACUAUUACUUGUUUUCCAAAGAAAAGUUGAAUGUAGUGAACGUCAUAAACAACUAUUAGCGUCUUAUAGGCUAGAUGAUUGGAAAGCACCGAUCAUAAAGCAUAAUCCACCCCUUUCUUCAUUGAAUCCUUCGGAGCAAAAGGUUUUCCGGCGUUUUUUGUUUUAUAUGAUGUCAAACAAAAGGAGUGUUGAUAAGGUUUUGAAACAUCGUUGAAAAUUCAAUUUAAAGCUGAAUAAAAGUUUUCAGUGUGGGCAAAUGAUCCCAAAAAUUACGGAUUGCAUUUCAAGCCCACUACGUACAGAGGUAUACAAUGACAAUGAUGAUUUGAGAAACUUAAGCCA